AUGCCAUAUUCACACCACUCACACUCGGGUGAAUACGUUGCCCACGGAGAAAACACGCUGGAUGAGGUGAUUACCAAAGUUAAACAAAUGAACUUUCAUGUUUUUUGCUUGACUGAGCACUGUCCUAGGUAUGCGAGGGAUUUAAUGUAUCCGGAAGAGGAGGGAAUGACCGUGGAAAGUCUCACUACUAUUUUCGAUAAAUAUAUGGUUCACGCCAGGAGGAUUCAAAAAGAGAUAAAUAAUGAUGACAGUAACAGGCUAAGAAUUCUUGUUGGCUUUGAAAGUGAAGGAGGUAUUGACGAAAUUCAAACGAAGGGAUGUGAGGAUCUUAGAAAGAAAUACAACGUGGAUAUAGUUGUCGGUUCAAUUCAUUAUGUCAAGCGGAUUCCGAUUGAUUUUGACCGUCCACGAUGGAUUAAAGCUAAGCAGCACUACAAUAGUUUUAGAGACUUUUUCAAAGGCUAUUUUCAAUGUCAGCACGAGAUGAUCAAACGAUUGAAACCAGAGGUCGUUUCACAUUUUGAUUUAAUCAGACUUCUUGAAGAGCCAGAGUCUGAUCGUUGUGAGAUCACAGGUAAGCUUUUGAAAAAUGUAAACAUUAAAACAGAUUGGCCAGAAGUUUGGAAAUUGAUCGAUAAGAAUAUCGAUCUUAUUAAUGAGCAAGGAGGCUUGAUAGAACUUAACUCUGCGGCAUUAAGAAAGGGUUGGAACUCACCUUAUCCUAAGAGAGAUAUAGUUGAAUUAGCACUAUCAAAGGGAGCCAAAUUUUGCAUGAGCGAUGAUUCUCAUGGAAUUGCACAAGUCGGAUUUAAUUAUGACAAGGUACUAAAAUUUAUUCAAAGUUUUGGAGAUAAGAUGCCCUAUAUCUAUUACUGGAAUGUCGAUAAGGAUGGAAAUAAGAUGAUAAACAAGCGGGAAGUCUCCGACUUGGCCGAUGAUCCUUUCUGGGGUAAUUAUUCGAAUUUAUGA
Molecule: messenger RNA, 969 nt
Organism: Brettanomyces bruxellensis
Lineage: Eukaryota; Fungi; Ascomycota; Pichiomycetes; Pichiales; Pichiaceae
Exons: 1
Coding region: 1-969 (322 amino acids)
Biological process (GO): L-histidine biosynthetic process
Cellular component (GO): cytoplasm
Molecular function (GO): histidinol-phosphatase activity
Source: RefSeq, a predicted model, not a curated record